GCCAUUCCUAAAACAAAUGAUAUGACAUUAUAUUACAUUACAGAUACUAUUAUCUAAUCUUAUUAUUAUUAUAUAAUAUAAUGACAUAAUAUAUUUCACUAGCAGGAUUACAGGAUAGUCUGUGUGGGAUACUCUUUUACUUUGAAAGGCAUAUUAAUCAUCUUGACCUUCGACAUUUUACUGCUCUGUUUCGCAAUUCAGCUUCUAUUCUUACACCCAUUGUUAUUUACAGUCAGGGAAUGUUUAACUAAAGUUGGGCAAUGUGCGAUAAAUCCCUGACUUGCCUCUUAGCUUUGUGCACACACACACCACGCCAUGGUAUCACAGUAGAUUCACACAGAAAGAAACCUGUUGGACAAGAUGCCUGAGACACAAAUGGUGACUGACAAGUCGUCACACAAUAGUUGAAACAUCUGUGGGACCUGGGAAGGUUUCGUGUUUAUGGUUGUACUGUUCUGUACUGACAGCAUUCAAAGGACUCUGCAUGUGCAGGUAGACUCACAAUGGAAUUUGCUUGUGGAUUUGUUUAUGUGCCGCCAUCAGUGAAUCAGAAAGACGGACAACGAUCCAAUGUCAUUAAGCGCUCAGCUCUUCUCCCUCCUGUUAACCGGAUCCGUCCUCGCAGUCCUCCCCCUCCUCCACCAACAAACUCUGCAGGAGCCAAGUCUACGUCCCUCCAAUCUCCCCCCAAGGUUAUUGAACAGUUGGAAAAAAUCAAGGAGGUGAAGAAGGUGGUGGAUCCCACUCCCUUCUAUGAAAAUGCAGCAUUUCACAAAAAAAUGGACACAACUUCUUCCAUCAGUGUAACUCCUCAGCAGACAACACCUUCUCGAAGGACAGCUCUUCUUCCACCACACAUGAAACCUGCGGCAAACAUCCAGUCCCCUCCUUACAGCGAGCCACUCCUUUCCUCCAACGCCAACAGUCAGAUGUUUACCUACGACCUCCCGAAAAAUGAGCCAGAUUUAAAUGCGCGUCCCUGGGACCCAAACUACUUGUACAUCGCACCAGAGGGCACGGGGAACGGGGUGAAGCUGCCAGCUGAUACUAGCAGAGUGUCGGCCCAGACGUCAGUCCCACCCCUUCCUCCGAGACCUUCAUUCAUGAAGUCAAUGCCAGAUUACCUGACGGUGUUGCCCGCAUCCCAAUCAGCUCCCUCACCAUCUAGGAAAUCACCCUCGAACACAUUACCUAUCCCAUCACCUACUAGUAAAGGAUCAGCAGACAAGGAUCCCCUGCCUGGGAACCCUAAUGUGCUCCUUGUCAGUUUAGGAAAAUUACUCUCAGAGGAAAGAGUGCAGACCAUACAAGGAGAACCCAACUCCUGCUCACUGUGCGGCUCCGUGCUGGACUCCUGCUAUGACAAUGUGGUUAGUGAGUGUUACUUCUGUCAGCCCUGGGCGCUGACCAGCACUCCCAGUAUACCACAGUGUAAUGAGGAUGGCCUCUUUUUGCUCGGUCCUGAUGAGAAGCCCCUGUGUGCUGCUGACGCUCUGCUGCUCUUCUGCAUCGACAUUUCAGGCUCCAUGAGCAUCACCUCUGAGAUGUCAGAGGGAGAGCAUGUUUUCCACAGAACCCGUCUCCAAUUUGUGCAGGAAGCCGUGUUGCUGUGUGUUCAGAGACUAAGUCAACAACAACCUGACAAAAGAGUGGGACUCAUCACCUUCAACAGUCAGGUUACAAUACACGGAAAUGAGAAUUUCACGUCACAUUCCCUGUGUGGUGCCGAGCUAACUGACAGCGACUUUCUGAAAGAGGCUGCAGCCAGUUUCCCCACUCCUCCUCCUCUUUCACGGACCAAGGACUACUUACAGAGACAAGUCAUGGGGUUAUCUGACGGCGGGACCACAGCUCUCGGUCCAGCUGCUCUGCUGACAAUUGCAAUAGCCUCCAGACAGCCAGGGUCCAAGGUGAUUAUCUGUACAGAUGGGAAGGCCAACACAGAUUUGGGGAAUCUGGAGGUAGAGGAUAUUGAUGCUCGCACCCUCCUCUCGUCCACCAUCUUCUACCAGGAGCUGGGGAAUUAUGCUGCCAAUCAGGGUGUGACGGUGUCUGUGCUGUCCAUAGAGGGAACAGACUGCAGGCUGGAUGAGCUGGGAAGACUCGCUGAUCGCACUGGAGGGAAAGUGGUGAUAGCAAGUCCCAAUAGGUUGCACUCAGAGUUUGAACAGAGCAUUGAGAACAGGACCAUAGCUACACAUUGCACUGUCACAUUACUGCUGCCCCAACCGCUGCAUAUGAUAGGAGAGAGGGAGGCAGGACACAUAGGGACCAGAGAGGUGGGCAACGUGGACCCAGAGACAGAGAUCACCUUCCAGUUUGGAGCUAUUGAACAGGACGUAGGAGUGUCCCCGCCAGCCUCAGGUAGCCGCGUGUCCAUCCAGCUGCAGAUCAGGUACAGGCAGAGGAAAGGACAGACGAUGCUCAGAGUGAUCACCGCGAGCCGAGAUGUUACUGAUGACAGUUCGGCGGCCCUGUCCUCUCUCUCUCUGGCCAUCAUUCAGCUCAACUCGUCGCAGGCCAGCGCCGCUCUGGCUGUCAGGGGCCGCUUCCUGGACGCCAGGAGCGAAGGAGAGCUGCAGAGGAAGCUGAUCGAGAGAGCGAUAGAGGAUAAUCGCAGUGCAGAGGACCAACAGACAUACGAACAAUGGAUUAAAACCAUGGAGCCAAUAUACAACAACACACAUAGCAUCACAAGGAGACAAACUGUUGUUUCAGACUCACAGCAGUCUCUAACAGACGUCGGUGCAGCGCUGCUCUACACCAUGAAGAACAGCAACAGGAAGUCCAUCUCACUGAAGAAUAACCAGAAACUGUCAGCCUCCACCUUUUAUGUCCCAUUAAACGAGCCAUGAAUGACGAGGGUAAAUACUGCCGUUUGACUUUGAUUAUCUGGCUGAAUAAAUAUCCCUAAAAUAUUUCACAAUGUAAAUAAUGCAUAACAGUAUAUCAACAUAAAACACGGUCAUCUGUAUCAUAAAGAAACUCAUUUUUCAGA
Molecule: messenger RNA, 2998 nt
Organism: Sebastes umbrosus (honeycomb rockfish)
Lineage: Eukaryota; Metazoa; Chordata; Actinopteri; Perciformes; Sebastidae
Product: circularly permutated Ras protein 1-like
Exons: 21
Coding region: 504-2855 (783 amino acids)
Biological process (GO): COPII-coated vesicle cargo loading
Cellular component (GO): endoplasmic reticulum exit site; COPII vesicle coat
Molecular function (GO): SNARE binding; zinc ion binding
Source: RefSeq, a predicted model, not a curated record